Molecule: messenger RNA, 777 nt
Organism: Cydia splendana
Lineage: Eukaryota; Metazoa; Arthropoda; Insecta; Lepidoptera; Tortricidae
Gene: ATPsyndelta
Product: ATP synthase subunit delta, mitochondrial
Exons: 6
Coding region: 119-619 (166 amino acids)
Biological process (GO): proton motive force-driven ATP synthesis
Molecular function (GO): proton-transporting ATP synthase activity, rotational mechanism
Source: RefSeq, a predicted model, not a curated record
UGUCUGUCAACGAAAAGUCAAUCGGAACGGGGGAGCGUGUGCCGAUUUGCUGAAGGAUCAAAAAACUACCUUCCCAUUUUGCAAUCACCUUGAACAGACAAAUAAACUAUAUUAAAUCAUGUCUGUGGCACUCCGCGGUUUGUUGAGGGGCGCAGCCAGGAGGGUCCAAGUCCGCACCUUCGCGGCGGAGGCCCCCAAAGAAACUGUCAAAGAGGGCGAGAUGGCCCUCACCUUCGCCGCUGGUAACAAGGUGUUUUACAACAAGGUGUCAGUGAAGCAGGUUGAUGUGCCAUCCUUCAGCGGAUCUUUCGGUAUCUUGGCCAAGCAUGUCCCCACACUGGCUGUCCUCCGACCCGGUGUUGUGACAGUGGUUGAGAGUGACGGCAAACAGAACAAGAUCUUUGUGUCAUCUGGCACCAUCACUGUCAAUGACGACUCCUCCGUUCAGGUGCUGGCCGAGGAGGCGCACCCGCUGGAGAGCCUGGACCGCGGCGCGGCGCAGGAGGCGCUCAGCAAGGCGCAGUCCGAGCUCAGCUCCGCCAGUGGGGACAAGGCCAAGGCUGAGGCGGCGAUCGCCGUGGAGGUCGCCGAGGAGAUCGUGAAGGCUGCGUCCGCGUAAAGCGGGCAAUUAGCGUUAGUCUAACUCUAUAUAAACUGAACCAUCUUUAAUAUAUGUAUAAUAAACACCUCCGUAGAACAUGUCAACAGUUCUUAUUUAUUGCAUGUCACUACUGUAAAUUAUUUGUUGGUCGAAAUAAAACAGCGAUAUGUAGUUGA